CUGCAAGAGAGAUACAGACAUGAUCUAUCCGCACUUGCUGUCACCGCUACCACUGGGGUUGCAGCUGCAAACAUAGGUGGUAGUACACUGCACUCAUGGGGCAGCGUCCUGAUCAAAAAUUGCGAUCUCAGCCAACAGCUUGAGCACAUCCGCAAGGGAUCUGGCGUGCGACGAUGGUUGUCAGUGAGAACAAUCAUCGUCGAUGAAGUGUCCAUGCUCGAUGGUGAUCUAUUUGACUUACUGCACGACAUCGCAAAAGUGCUACGGCCUACCACAAAUCGGCCAUUUGGCGGGAUCCAAGUACUUGCAUGCGGAGACUUCUUUCAGGUUUGUUCGCCU
This is a messenger RNA of Schizophyllum commune H4-8, 339 nucleotides long. RefSeq lists its product as uncharacterized. The annotation marks the transcript as partial. The record is from RefSeq and is a predicted model, not a curated record. Gene Ontology annotation, molecular function: DNA helicase activity. Gene Ontology annotation, biological process: DNA repair; telomere maintenance. Lineage: Eukaryota; Fungi; Basidiomycota; Agaricomycetes; Agaricales; Schizophyllaceae. The transcript is spliced from 3 exons.